ACACACGCGCCAACAGCAUGUCCGUGGACUGGCUCGCUUACGGAUACUCGGCACUGGUUGCCUGUGGGGGCAUUCUGGGAUACAUUAAAGCAGGUAGCAUCGCCUCCUUGGUUGCAGGCCUCCUCUUUGGGGGUUUGGCUGGCUUUGGCAGCUACCAGAUGUCCCACAAUCCUAAGAAUGUGUGGGUUUUUCUUGGAGCCUCAGGAACACUAGCUGGAGUCAUGGGAUUUCGAUUUCUCAACUCUUGGAAGUUCAUGCCAGCUGGCCUUGCAGCAGGAGCAAGUAUACUGAUGCUGGUGAAGGUUGGCCUAGCAAUGUUCCGGAAGCCUCAUGGACCGUAACGACUGUCAGUAACAUCCCUUCAGACAACCAAUGAUGACUUUUACUGGACAAAUAGAAUUUCAUAUCAUAGCUAACUCCAUCAAAGAGUUUUCAUAGGUAUAUAUACUGUGUAUAUAUAUUUUUUAUUUUUAAAUAAAAUGGGAAAAUGAAAAUAAUCCUGAUUCCAAGUAAUGUACAUGGACAUGAUGUCACCUGAUGUAAAUUCUUUCAUUUCCUAGGAUAUAAUAUUUAACAGCAUGCUGGCUGCAUGUGAACACAAGCCUCAGCAAUUUAUAACACAUUUACUCUGAUUUGUAUAAAGGCACAGCCUGGAUAGCGUAUUUCACCGCAUGCCAUCUGCAUUCAUUCUCAACAGAAGUUUUUGUAUUAAAAACUCAAGGCAACACUUCAGGACUAUAUUAUAAUUUUUACUAUUCAAGAAAUAAUUAUAAAAAUAUGAAUACACAAGUA
This is a messenger RNA of Scleropages formosus (Asian bonytongue), 792 nucleotides long. RefSeq names its product transmembrane protein 14C-like. Lineage: Eukaryota; Metazoa; Chordata; Actinopteri; Osteoglossiformes; Osteoglossidae. The transcript has 5 exons. Gene Ontology annotation, biological process: regulation of heme biosynthetic process. Gene Ontology annotation, cellular component: mitochondrial membrane. Bases 18 to 341 code for a protein of 107 amino acids. The record is from RefSeq and is a predicted model, not a curated record.